This is a messenger RNA of Linum trigynum, 3675 nucleotides long. The record is from the annotation of a GenBank genome assembly. Lineage: Eukaryota; Viridiplantae; Streptophyta; Magnoliopsida; Malpighiales; Linaceae.
AGAAAAUGGCAUUUCGGAUAAAUCGCCCGAAAUCUGUGAUGCUACCCCCUUUGGAAUCAGCCAAAAUUUGACCCAGAAUAAAUCCGCCCAAAUCGGUGCUUAAGGGACUCAAUCAUCGUUGGAGAAUAGCCUCAGGCCGAAUCCGUGAUCUGUAGCCUCGAUUUGGGCCAAUUUAUUUUCGGAUGGCAUUUUCGUAAUUUCUUGGGCGACGAAAGGCCAUUUUCUUUGGAUAUUGAAGGCUACAGAUCACGGAUUUGGCCUGAGGCUAUUCUCCAACGAUGAUUGAGUCCAUUAAGCACCGAUUUGGGCGGAUUUAUUCCGGGUCAAUUUUUGGCAGAUUCCAAAGGGGUACCAUCACAGAUUUCAGGCGAUUUAUCCGAAAUGCCAUUUUCUUUCGAUUCUGGAGGCUACAGAUCACGGAAUCAGGCCGAGGCUAUUCUCCACCGAUAAUGAAGUCUAUUGAUCCUAUUCUCCACGGAUGAUAAGUCCAUUAAGCAUCGAUUUGGGCCAAUUUAUUUUCGGAUGGUAUUUUCGUAAUUUCUUGGGCGACGAAAAGCCAUUUUCUUUGGAUAUUGAAGGCUACAGACCACGGAUUCGGCCUGAGGCUAUUCUCCAACUAUGAUUGAGUCCAUUAAGCACCGAUUUGGGAGGAUUUAUUCCGGGUCAAUUUUUGGCAAAUUCCAAAGGGGUACCAUCACAGAUUUUGGGCGAUUUAUUCGAAAUGCCAUUUUCUUUCGAUUCUGGAGGCUACAGAUCACGGAAUCAGGCUGAGGCUAUUCUCCACCGAUAAUGAAGUCUAUUGAUCCUAUUCUCCACGGAUGAUAAGUCCGUUAAGCAUCGAUUUGGGCCAAUUUAUUUUCGGAUGGCAUUUUCGUAAUUUCUUGGGCGACGAAAGGCCAUUUUCUUUGGAUAUUGAAGGUUACAGAUCACGGAUUCGGCCUGAGGCUAUUCUCCAACGAUGAUUGAGUCCAUUAAGCACGGAUUUGGGCGGAUUUAUUCCGGGUCAAUUUUUGGCAGAUUCCAAAGGGGUACCAUCACAGAUUUCAGGCGAUUUAUCCGAAAUGCCAUUUUCUUUCGAUUCUGGAGGCUACAGAUCACGGAAUCAGGCCGAGGCUAUUCUCCACCGAAAAUGAAGUAUAUUGAUCCUAUUCUCCACGGAUGAUAAGUCCGUUAAGCAUCGAUUUGGGCCAAUUUAAUUUCGGAUGGCAUUUUCGUCGCCCAAGAAAUUACGAAAUUUGGCGCCUUUGCUGUGGUCCAGAUACUUCCUCAAGUACGGGUUACAGUGGGGUAACCCGGCCGACUCCGCUUAAAAAAAAACAUCCAGGAAAAAAUUAAACAUGUUCUAAUAAGUAAGAAAAACGAAACAUAGAAAAAAUAAAUAAAAAAAUAUAGGAGUUUUCGCACUCAUAGAUUAUAUACGGUUGAUUGAAAGCUUUGAUAUGUGGAUGGUGCCAUAAAUGAACCAUGUCUUUUGAUUAAUAAAGACGAGCAAGUUCCAUAAAUGAAAAAAAAACAUAAUCAUCUAACUGAUAUGUUAAUCUUGUUAAUGCGUGCCCUUGCGUUAAUACAAUUAAUCAAAUGUGCGGAGAAAUGUAACAGUAAUACUAAUAAAUUUCGAAUGAGAAUAAGAGAAAACGACAUUUUUUAACUUUCAAGGAGAAAACAUUAGUCGAGAUAGAACAUUUGAGUAUAAAUACCAAGCUCUCACACAAGAAGAGCAACAAACAAAAAAAGGUGAAGAGAACAUUUACAAGCCAACAAUAUACAAUUUCUCGACAAGAGGACAAAGUCUAAAAAAUGACGAAGCGGUCACCUUUAGCGGCGAUGCUUGUCCUCAUGAUAAGCGUCCUUAUAUCCGUGAAGCCGGUAGCAUCGUCGUGUUACAAAUAUUACUAUGGCCCAGCUUAUCCGAUGUCUCACCAGGAGGUGCAAUUGGAGAAAAAUCAACGGCUCGCUCGGUUUGCGGUGGAUGAGCACAAUAAAGUGCUCUCAGGUGCUCAACGGUUGAAGCUGGUCAGCGUAGAGGAUGGUGCUUAAUACCGCGUAUCACCUACUAUGGAUUUUAAAAGUCUCAAUAUUAUCGCAUCCAACAGCUUCGGCCAAGCCAAGUACAGGGCCUUCGUCACGGAGGCCUUCAUGAACUAUGAUGAACUUAGCCUUAACUGCUUCGAGAAAAUUUAUGUUUGAGCUGAGCAUCAUACUAAAUUUGUAUACACAAUAACUUCUAUUGUACGUACACCCGUUGGAUUUCAAAAUCAUGGUGAUGUUCUCAUCGUGAGAGAACUUUGAUGUCUAUGUUAUAUGACAAGAGCACAAAAGACUCGGUUAACCAGAUGAAUAUGAGGUUUGUUUACAAGUAUGGCCAACUAACAAAAUUGAAAAUGGUUUUAUUAUAAAAGUAACCACUCUAAACCAAGUAUGAAAGAAUGGCGGAUCGGAAUUAAAUUUGAACGGGAUUGAAUCAAACCAAAUGAACAAAAUCUUGAUUCAAUCCAAUUUUAGAGUGAAUCGACCGAUGCCCAUACGACGGAUAUUGACCUAGUUGGUUGCCAUUCCAUUUUACUUUCAUUCUUAAUGGUCAUAUGACAAUCCUUAUGGAGGAUUUUCACAAUAAAUUAUGAAGGGCUUAACAAGUUGUAUUGUCUGCGGGAAACCAAGACUCUUGAUUCGACGGUUUUCAUUUCAAUAGUGGUAGAUAGAGCAUGCAGUUACGUACAUUGGAAAUAAAGAAGCCACCAACACAACUACUUAGAGUCCAACAACGUAAACUAAACAUAGAAAGUCACAUCAGUCCUCGCGUCAAAUCAUACAAACUAGAACAAAGAAACUAACAGCAAAUGGCAACCAGAGUUGCUGCCGGAUUCUACCCGCAGCAUCCGAUUUCAAGCCUGUGGAGUUGGGGUUGGCACAGUCCAAAUCGUGAUGGAUCCAGGGUAUGACCUUCCUCGCGAUAAGCUGGUAGGCAUGGCCGGUGAAGUGGAAAUUGUCAAACCAGAUAUAAUUCCAUGGAUCCUUGCAAUAUGGAACAUCGGGUUGUCCACACUCUUCGUGAUCCUUGAUUCCACAGCAUCGCCGGUAGCUGUUGUGCUUCAGCCCUGCAUCAAACAUAAACAGUGUUUGUGGGUUUUCUCCGAUUUUGGUUCUAUAUUGUGGAAGGCCUCCGCCAUUGUUGAGAAGCUCAAAGAAUUGGGAGCCACCGUGGUAUUGGAAUAAUCAUUACUCUUUCCUGACGUAAUUUUGUUUGUGGGUUUUCUCCGAUUUUGGUUCUAUAUUGUGGAAGGGGUGUUGGAAAAGGAACCAUGAUUGAGAUGCUAAGACAUGAACGAGCUAUAGGCGCUCUGAAAUGUUGAAACUUUAAUGGAUGUGCCACCAGGUUGAUCUGGGGAUAUUGCUGGCUCUGUUUGGAAGGUAUUUUAGAGCAAAAGAAUGGCUGCCAUAACCAUGUUGAAGAUGGCAAAAUGCAUGGCUGCAACUUAUGGAACAUCCAUAGUAUAAUGCAUAACCAUUUUGUAUAUUGGGCAUUACCCUGAAAUGGUAUGAACUAUGAAGCAGCAUAUGUAACUGCAACGUUGACGAGCAUCUGGUUGAAUGUUUAAGAUUACCUCGAACUUUAUUAGUGCUUCACAAAGGUAUUUUCCCGGCUAAUGUUUCAAUUCAUAAAUUUGUAUGUUUUCG